This is a messenger RNA of Magnolia sinica, 485 nucleotides long. Its product is annotated as nuclear-pore anchor-like. Bases 147 to 485 code for a protein of 112 amino acids. The transcript has 4 exons. Gene Ontology annotation, cellular component: nuclear pore. The record is from RefSeq and is a predicted model, not a curated record. NCBI's taxonomy places the organism in Eukaryota, Viridiplantae, Streptophyta, Magnoliopsida, Magnoliales, Magnoliaceae. Gene Ontology annotation, molecular function: structural constituent of nuclear pore. Gene Ontology annotation, biological process: mRNA export from nucleus.
AGAAACAUUUUGGCCUGAUUUUUCUCUCCUCUUUUUCUUACUCAUGUCUUUCUCUCUUACUAUGUAAUGUUUCUACAAGUAUCUUCCAAUUUUGUUAGUUAUAUAUGUAAUAGCUUAUUGAGGACAUGUAGAAAGCAAAGGAAGAGAUGGAAAAACUGAAAGGGGAGGCACAAGCCAACAAGGAUCACAUGCUAAAGUAUAAAGAAAUAACACAAGUGAAUGAAGUUGCAUUGAAGCAAAUUGAAUCUGCUCAUGAAAAAUUCAAGGCUGAGGCUAACAAGCUAAGGAAGUCACUGGAGGAUGAAAUUUACUUUCUCAAGGGAAGGGUUUCAGAACUUGAAAGUGAUCUUGUGUCAAAGUCCACAAAAGUUACAUCUACAGUUUCAGGGAAAGAAAAAGCUCUAUCUUCUUAUGAUAGGUUGAGCAAAGUAGUGAUAUCUACUGCUACGGAUGUGAUCUAUAGUCGUAGGUAUGUUUCACUAUAG